Messenger RNA from Phacochoerus africanus (Common warthog), 1518 nucleotides. RefSeq names its product acid sensing ion channel subunit family member 5 (gene ASIC5). Gene Ontology annotation, cellular component: membrane. The transcript is spliced from 10 exons. Gene Ontology annotation, biological process: sodium ion transmembrane transport. Bases 1 to 1518 code for a protein of 505 amino acids. Lineage: Eukaryota; Metazoa; Chordata; Mammalia; Artiodactyla; Suidae. The record is from RefSeq and is a predicted model, not a curated record. Gene Ontology annotation, molecular function: ligand-gated sodium channel activity.
AUGGAUCAGAUUGAGAAACCAAAAGCCUAUUCUGAGAAAGGACUCUUGGAAAAGAUAAAGCUGUACCUUUCAAAGAAAACUCUACCAUCUCCCACUGACCGAAAGAAAUUUGACCAUGACUUUGCCAUCUCCACUUCCUUUCAUGGAGUCCAUAACAUUGUCUGGAACCGGAGCAGAACUCGCAAGGUGUUCUGGUUGCUGGUGGUCCUGGGCUCAGUGGGGCUGGUGGUCUGGCAGAUUUACAGCCGUCUGGUCAACUACUUCACUUGGCCCACCACGACGUCUGUAGAGGUUCAGUAUGUGGAAAAGAUAGCGUUCCCGGCUGUGACGUUUUGUAAUUUAAACAGGUUUCAAACAGAAGCUGCAGCCAAAUUUGGCAUUAUUUUUUUCUUAUGGAAUAUUGUAUCCAAAGUCCUUCAUCUUCAGGGAAUCCAAACUAAUUCCACAGGCUCUAAAGAAGCUAUUGAUUUUCUUGCAAGUCACCAAAACUUCAGCAUUGCAGAAUUUGUCAAGAAAAAUGGUUUUUAUCUCAACAGUAGCACUUUGUUAGAAUGCAACUUUUUUGGAAAGCCAUGUGGACCAAAGGAUUUUGCACAUAUCUUCACUGAAUACGGAAAUUGUUUUACUUUUAAUCAUGACGAAAAUAUCCAAGCAAAUGAAAAAGUGAGUGUUUCUGGAAGAGGCUUAAGUUUGCUCUUCAAUGUCCAUCAGAAGGACUUUACUGAUGACCCAACCCUUGGCUUUGUCGAUUCUGGGAUCAUCUUUGUUAUCCAUUCACCAAUGAAGGUGCCACAGUUCGAUGGCUUAGGUUUGUCUUCACCUGUGGGAACGCAUGCACGGGUAACCAUCCGCCAGGUGAAGACAGUCCAUCAGGAACAUCCUUGGGGAGAAUGUAACCCUCACCUGGAGCUUCAGAAUUUCAGGACCUACAGCAUCUCUGGCUGCUUGAAGGAAUGCAGAGCUUGGCACAUAGAGAAGCAGUGCGGGUGUCUACCUUUUCUGCUUCCUGGAAAUGGGGUAGAAUGUGACCUACAAAAGUUUUACAACUGUGUGUCUCCUAUACUUGACCACAUUGAAGUUAAGGGAUUAUGCACAAUGGGAACACACAAUUCUAGCUGCCCUGUUCCUUGUGAAGAAACAGAUUACCCCGCUACUGUUUCUUAUUCUACUUUUCCAAGUCAGAAAGCUUUGAAACAUCUUUCCAAGAAGUUGAAUCAAAGCCAGGAAUAUGUCAGGGAGAAUCUUGUGAACAUUGAAAUAAACUAUAGUGACUUAAACUAUAAGAUAACCCAGCAGCAAAAAGCAGUGAGUGUAUCUGAGUUACUUGCAGAUGUGGGCGGUCAGCUGGGCCUAUUUUGCGGGGCCAGUGUGAUAACAAUUAUAGAAAUUUUUGAGUAUAUAUUCACCAAUUUCUACUGGAUUUGCAUUUUGUUCUUGCUGAAGAUACCUGAGAUGACCCAAGGGGGUUCCUCACCUCAGAAACAUCUGGAGAAUAAAAACGGCAUUGAGGAAUGCUGA